Messenger RNA from Zychaea mexicana, 522 nucleotides. RefSeq lists its product as uncharacterized. The record is from RefSeq and is a predicted model, not a curated record. Gene Ontology annotation, molecular function: DNA-binding transcription factor activity. Bases 1 to 522 code for a protein of 173 amino acids. Gene Ontology annotation, biological process: regulation of DNA-templated transcription. The transcript has a single exon. Lineage: Eukaryota; Fungi; Mucoromycota; Mucoromycetes; Mucorales; Lichtheimiaceae.
AUGUUGGACAACAAGCAACUCAAAUUUGACGCAUACUCUCUCGACGAGUGGCUUGAAAAUGAUUUACGCGCGUCUGGCAUACUCAAUGAACCAGCUCCUAUCGAGAAGAAACGGAACAACAGCAGCACCACAACGAGCAGUGUCGUAGCCACCCAGUGCUGCAACACCGGCGGGUGUAUCGCAGACGACGCAAUGCACUCAUCAACGUUACUCCAAGAAGAAACGUCAAAGCAACGCAUGGAGCAUGGCACCCAACAUCCGGUGACGCUGAAACGACAACGCAACACGGAUGCAGCACGACGAUCUCGAUUACGAAAGUGUCAAAGAAUGGAUUCGCUAGAAACCAGAAUGAGGAACCUGGAAUUGGCGAACGAGCAUUUGCGGUUACGCGCUGCUGUGCUUGAGAGUGAACGGAAAGCAACGUUGCAUAGACAUAAACGGAGCGAGGAACGGAUCAUGGAAUUGGAUAAACAGCUUGCCGAGGCGCAUGAGGCGCUUGUUCGUAGGCAUCAAACGACUUGA